AUGACGUCGACGGACACGUACCAGUUGAAAUGGCACUCGCACAGUUCGCAUAUGAACGGCUCCGUUGCGGCUUUGCUGCGAUCGGAGCGGUUCACGGACGUAGUGCUGUGCACCAUGGACGGGUCGCAAAUACCCGCGCACAAGUUCAUCCUGAGCUCGUGCAGCGUGUAUUUGAGCAAUUUAUUCGAAGGCCAGCGUUCCGUAAUGCGUAUGGGAGGGAUGCUCUACGUGGUUCUGCCACCAGAUAUAUCUACGAAGGCGCUAAAGAUUCUUGUCGAAUAUAUGUAUAAAGGAGAAACAACAGUUUCAAAUGAAGUCCUAGAUACGGUCCUGAAAGCCGGUGAGGUGUUGAAAAUCCGUGGUCUUUGGCGUCAGACAGAUGAGGCAGGAGGGGAUUCGACACCAGCUGAAAAGACAACUGCCAACCCAACAGUAAUGGUUAACAAACAACCUCAAAAGAAAACUGAAGAACAGCCCAAGAUCAAUGUAAAGAAAGAUGACAAACUACUUAAGACUUUUGCUCCUAUGCAGACUGCACAAGGAGUCACUAGGCCAAUGUUCAUCGGUCCACCAAAACUAGUCUUCAUUAAAACGACAGAGGCUGGUCCUCAAGGGAGCUUGCGUCCAGGAGCACCCAAAAUACUCGUAGCACAAGCACCAGCUGAAGGUUUGGCAGCUACGGUUGGUACCCCUACUGCUCCAGUAGCACCUGCAAGCACCACUACUGAUGAAUCAUCAAAUGAUACCCCAACGCUUCCUAGAAUACUUAGGAGACAUGCUGUUGAAAAAAAGUAUGGCAAACGACAGAAGACUGCUGAGACUGAGAACGAUGAAGCUAAGGACUCUGAUAAUGCUUCGGAAACUUCUAAAAAAUCAGCACAGAGCAACAAUACAACUGAAGUACAGAUCAAAGAUGAACCCGAGUGGGACGCAUCAAGCAUCGAAGAGGAAGAACGCUCUAUCGCAGAGAUGUUUCAAGCCGAGAUGAGCGUCAAAUCCGAGCCAGUUGACGAAGUUGAAAUUGAGGAGGAGGGCUUGAUAUACAGCCCCCUAGCGUGCGAGCUCUGUGCCGAGGUAUUCACAGUACCAGCAGCAUGGGUGCGACACGUACAAGGGCAUGGCAUUGACCAACAUCACACGAGGAAACGGAAAAAUCGAUCGGCUAGCGAUGAUACAGAAGACACAAUGGCUUUGUUACGCUGUGACCUCUGCCAGAAACACUUCCCAAACCCUGCUGAGUGGGUUCGUCAUAUUAAGAGCACUCACACCGAAAUAGAAUUGGCCAUAUCAAACAACAGUCAGCUACCAAAACGCCACAAUCGUUUCACAGAGGGCGUGCAAAACAAGACUUGUUCGCACUGCAAGAAGAUAUUCCCAUCGCAUGCGUCUAUGCUCAUUCAUAUGCGAACUCAUACAGGCGAACGCCCAUUCGUAUGCGGAUUAUGCAACAAAGGUUUCAACGUGAAGUCAAACUUGUUGCGGCAUUUGCGAACCCUUCACGACCAGAUCAUGAGCCCCGAACAGGUCGAGACCGAAGGGGGGGAUGAUGAGGCGACGGAGGAGGAGGCGGGUCCGUCAGAGGUUUAUGUUAAUAAACGGUGAUAAGAGAGACCGCGAAUACCUUAAAAAAUAAAAGUGUAAGAAACAAGCGCAAGUGAAAUUUCACAGGGCAACUCUACUUACAAUAAGUAAACGAAUUUAAUGAAAAUAUUCUUUAUUACACACUAAACUGCACACAUCAAAAGUGUCUAGGGAUCAAG
Molecule: messenger RNA, 1760 nt
Organism: Hyposmocoma kahamanoa
Lineage: Eukaryota; Metazoa; Arthropoda; Insecta; Lepidoptera; Cosmopterigidae
Product: zinc finger and BTB domain-containing protein 17-like
Exons: 9
Coding region: 1-1602 (533 amino acids)
Biological process (GO): regulation of transcription by RNA polymerase II
Cellular component (GO): nucleus
Molecular function (GO): protein binding
Source: RefSeq, a predicted model, not a curated record